Molecule: messenger RNA, 1248 nt
Organism: Xylaria bambusicola
Lineage: Eukaryota; Fungi; Ascomycota; Sordariomycetes; Xylariales; Xylariaceae
Product: beta-lactamase family protein
Exons: 3
Coding region: 1-1248 (415 amino acids)
Source: RefSeq, a predicted model, not a curated record
AUGCCCCUCACUACAGAAACCGUUACUAAGCUCCGUAGUAUCGUUGAUACAUCUUGUGUUGAUGAGAAGACCGGCAUACCAGGGGCUACGGUGGUGGUCAUAGGAAAAGAUGGGAAUGAUCUAUUCGCCCAUUCUUCCGGAAAGCGAGGUAUCGUUUCUAAGGAGCCCAUGACACUGGACAAUAUUUUCUGGAUUGCGUCGAGUACGAAGAUGCUUGUUGGCCUGGCUUGUAUGCAGCUCGUGGAAAGGGGUAGUUUGAAACUGGAUGAUGGGGAGCACCUUGAGACUCUCUGCCCAGAGCUUAGAACUGUGCAGGUCCUUCGAGUUGACGGGACACUCGAGAAGAAGAACAAAGCGAUUUCUUUGAGGAUGCUCUUGACCCACACAGCUGGGUUUGGGUACACCUUUUUCAAUGAGAGGCUGCGAGACUGGACGUUUCCUGCUGGCGGUGAUGAGUUUUCCGGACGUUUUGAAGAUAUGCUAAUGCCGUUGUUAUUUCAGCCAGGUGAGGGCUGGGAAUAUGGCAUCAAUAUCGACUGGGCUGGAAUUGCCUUAGAACGAGCCACCGGGCUUAGACUCAACGACUACAUCCAGCAGCAUAUUCUGCAACCGCUUGGCUUAAAUAACAUAUCGAUGAUUCCCACAAAGGAGAUGAAGGCCAAGCUUGCGUACAUGCAUGCUAGAGAUCAAGAUGGAACACUGAGGCCGCGGGAUCAUCCUCUUAGGAUGCCGUUAGUAGUAAGCCAUGAUAACGAAGCUCAGGUAGCCGCAGUCUUUCAAAGCGGUGGCGGGGGUAUGUUUGCUAAACCCCAGGAAUACUGCAAAGUUCUUUCUGUAUUACUCAAUGAUGGAACUUGUCCACUUACUGGCACGCAACUCCUUCGUAAGGAAACAGUGGAUGAAAUGUUCAAGAACUCGAUACCAGAGUUUCCUAAUUUCGGUCGCCAAGGUAUACCAGCGGCGAAACCGGACCUCACUCGACCUCUACCCGACUUAUAUCCUGUCCCAGGAAACCCACCCCAAGGCUGGGGACUUACAUUCAUGCUGAGUAAUGGCGGCGUAACCGGUCGUUCCAAGACCACCGGGUUCUGGGCUGGCCUCUCCAACGUUUGGUGGUGGUGUGACCGCGAGAAUGGAGUUGCAGGGAUGGUAUGCACUCAAAUACUACCAUUUGCCGAUCCUCAGGUUCUGGGUUUAUGGGUGGGAGUUGAAGCCGAGGUAUAUAAAGCGCUGGCCGAAGGCAAGUAG